This is a messenger RNA of Electrophorus electricus (electric eel), 3607 nucleotides long. The record is from RefSeq and is a predicted model, not a curated record. Lineage: Eukaryota; Metazoa; Chordata; Actinopteri; Gymnotiformes; Gymnotidae.
CCCUGGUCGAACGGACAGUGCAGAAACAAGUUCAAGUUGGGAACAAAACUUCUUACAUUUCGUGUAUUUGUAAUUUUUUUAUAUGCCAUAAGUCCUCAAAUUUCACUCAGUCUUGUAUUUAAGCAUAACUCAUGCGUAAAUAAUGACACGAGAGGAAGACCUAGUACGGAUCGCUAAAAAGCUAGACAAGAUGGUGUCUAGAAAUAACACGGAAGGUGCUCUUGAUUUGUUGAGGGAAUUGAAAAACUUCAAUAUGACUCUUAAGUUACUUCAGGAAACAAGAAUUGGCAUGUCUGUCAAUGGUGUAAGAAAGCAUUGCACAGAUGAGGAUGUCGUCUCCCUUGCAAAGAUACUUAUCAAAAACUGGAAGAGGCUAUUGGAAUCUACCCAUUCUCAAAAAGCUGAAAGACCAAAUGAUUUGAAGAAUGAAAAUGAAGCCAGUAAGCAAAUGGAAUUACCCAGUGGGCUUUCUCCUGACAGAGAGUCAAGCCCAAAAUCCUUUCUAGAUCCUCAUAAGAAGCUUACUGACAAACACACAAAAGAGAAAAGAGGGGAGCAACUACAGAAAGAAAAACAAGAAAGUGACCACAGAAAGGAGAAACAUCUCAGUAAUCAUACAAAGGAUAAGGGGAGGAUUGAUGCUUUGGACUCCACUGUUUUUCCUCCUCUACCUUCUCAUCCUUCUUCUCUCAAGUGUCCUGCAGAAGUGAAGAAAGAGAGGAGGGAUGCUCCCGUUGAUUUUUUCCCGGCUCCUCCACUCCACCCUCCAGCUCAUCCAAGGCGUCCAUCCACAGAAGUAAAGAAAGAGAGGAGAGAGGCUUCUGAUCUUCAAAAUCCUUAUCUUCUCCACCUUCAUCAUCCUAUUCCUCCUCAUAUUCGUAUUUCUAAACGUCAACCUGAAGUGAAAAAAGACAGGAGAGAUUCAGCAGAAACCUUGACUGCUACCCCCUCUCAACAUUCUCACGCCCCACGUUCCUCUCCUCCACAUAAAAGGCCAUGUCUAGAGGUUCCUAAAGAGAGAAAAGAAGCUGUGCAUCCUGAUGCUGCUCCUCUUCCUCUCCACCUUCAUCCCCCCAUUCCUACAAAACGUCUCUCCUUAGAAAUGAAGAAAGACAAAGAGAAAGAAAGAAAAGACACAUCAGCAACCCCCAAACAAGCUGUUCAGCAAAGGACAUCUGAACACAAGAAAGACAGAGAUGUGGGGGGCAGUAAACCACCCAAAACAUCACCUGUGGAAGCAAAGAGAGAAAGAAAAGAUUCCCCAGAUCUCAGACAACAGCCUUCUAAAAAGCUGAGCCAGGAUGGCAAAAAAGAAAGGAAAGACUCCACUGAUUCUAAGUCUGGCCAGAGGCGACAAUCGAGUGACAGCAAGCCUCAGAGAAGAGAUUCUGUUAACUCAAAGUCUGGCAGCUCACCACCACCAGCUAAGAAGCUCUCAUGUGAAAGGAGAGAGUCUCAUGGCUCAAAGUCAUCUCACCCUGGAGCACAGCCGAGAAAACUGUCCACAGACAGCAAUGAUGGAUGGAAAAGUAAAGCUGAGACUCCAAAGACGCCCAGCACACCCAGCAGCCCUUUGUCUCCUACCUUCAGCUGUGGUGGGGGGCCUCUAUCCCCUCGACUACUCACAGGGGACUCCAUUAGGGACAAGUGCAUUGAUAUGCUGUCUGCUGCACUGCGUACAGAUGAUGAUUAUAAGGAUUAUGGUGCAAACUGUGAUGCUAUGGCAUCUGAAAUUGAAGAUCAUAUUUACCAGGAGAUUAAAGCCACAGAUAUGAAAUAUAAAAACAGGGUGCGUAGUCGUAUUAGCAACCUGAAGGACCCCAAGAAUCCCAACCUGCGCAAGAACGUCCUGGGUGGAGCUAUUGAGCUGAGCCGCAUAGCCACCAUGACUGCUGAGGAAAUGGCCAGUGAUGAGCUGAAACAGCUGCGGAGUGUUCUGACCCAAGAAGCCAUCCGUGAGCACCAGAUGGCAAAGACUGGCGGCACCACUACUGACCUGCUGCAGUGUAGCAAGUGCAAGAAGAAGAACUGCACUUACAACCAGGUGCAAACUCGCAGUGCUGAUGAGCCCAUGACCACAUUUGUGCUGUGCAACGAGUGUGGAAACCGCUGGAAGUUUUGCUAAUUUCCGGUGUGAAGUCUCACCCUCCCAUCUUUUCAUUCUGGAUGAUGGAAAAUCCACAUGACCCAUGUGAUGUCACAAUUUGUCCCCAAUAUUUUGCCUUUUUUUUUUCUAUUGAAUUCUGCACUGAAUACAGAAAUUCAAAAUCUUUGAUAAAUAAUUAAAUAUGUUCAAAACAUUCAAUUUUUAUAUCAUUUUAAAUAAUAAUUUAAAUUAAUUUUGUCUUCAUUGUAAUUGUUUAAUUAGAUUUUUGUUUUGUUUUCUACAACACUAGUAAACUGCAUGGUCUAAAAUGAAAACUACAAUUACUAGCUUGGAAGAAAUCUAUGUGUAAGAUGUAAAUUAGACUCAUGUUUUUCUUUGAAUGUUAAUUACACCCAAAAACUCUCAUACUAUAGCAUUUCUAUGGUACUAAUUAAAACAAAGAACCAGAUUAGUUGCGCGCCAUUACAGUUAAUAUGUAGGUUUGACUUGUGAUUAAAAAUUGUGAUGAAAAAUUUCAGAGAUUUUUAAAUAUUUGUCCCUAAAGACUGUACAAUAAUUUUGCUACCUCUGAAAUUCCAUUCAUAGUAAUAAUUACACCUUAUUAUUACCUUUAAUGCCAUGCUUAUGAUAAACCCAUUUUGCAUUAUUUUAGUAAUAAACAGAAGACAGUAGUGCCAUUUUCUUUCUAUUCCUUUUUCACUAAAGCCAGUAGCACAUGUGAUCUUUUCCCAUUUGCGCUCAUGGUUUCUUAAUGAUGCAGAUCAGAGCUAAUGAUGCCCUUGCCUCUGUAUUUGAGCCUUAAUAAGCACCAUGCUCUCUAGCUCAUCCUCUAGUCUUUGCCCUCUUGCAAUCCUUAAAACAAUUGAUUCAGUGUGAAAUUAUGCCCUUUAGGCUUUGAAGCCUUACGUUUUAUUAUUAAUCUUACCAUUGCCAUAACACCCAGUAGAUAGUGAAAUGAAAUGGAGGAUCGCUAAAUGAUGGCCUUCCUCCCUCUACAUUUUAUUGCAUUUUUAAGAGGAUACUCUUGUAGCACUUAAUGACAUAGCUAGAUGACUGUGUCAGCCUAGAUUUAGUCACAGGUACAGUUAUCCUCACAGCUCAAAAGUUAUUUCUAUACUCUGUGGGGUAAAGGAACAGCUAGUAAAUACUGUGUUUACUGUAAAUACUGCAUUUACUGUACUUCAGCAGGAGUUUUCCCCUGGACAAACCUUUCAACAUUUCUUUAAGGUUAUAUUUCACUAGGUACCUUGUAAAAAUGCUUGCAAUUUAUCAAUCCUUACAUGUUGGUGAUGACAUGUUUCUGAAGCUUCAGAUGCAUACUGAAAUGGACAACCAUUAUUAUCUUCCAGUCAUUUGGUGUUCUACAAAUGGUCAUAAAGUUAAGUGACAUUCACUCUUGGCCAUGUACUCACUGGAUCUGAAAUAAAACUGAUCGUGAGGUUAAAGUGUAGAAUCUUUAGUAAAAGAACUUGAAAUAAAAGUAUAAAACAGUUAUCUUAA